This is a messenger RNA of Menidia menidia (Atlantic silverside), 6568 nucleotides long. The record is from the annotation of a GenBank genome assembly. Lineage: Eukaryota; Metazoa; Chordata; Actinopteri; Atheriniformes; Atherinopsidae.
AGCAGGGCACCAACUCAACGUGCUGCUCUACGCUUCUCUUUGCGAUGAACCCUGCCGCGUAAAGCUAUACGCGCACCACAGAGACCUGACGCUCUUUUUUUGGCUGCAUAUUUAUGAGAUAAAUGAGAACCUCACUCAUGAUUAUUGGGACUUUGGGCAAGUUUGGACCAAGGCAAUUGCGCACGUAAAAGGAAACUGCGUGGAAAGUUGAAAUGGACUUUAAAUGAGAUGAUGGUGGACUCAUUAUAAAGGGAUUUGGGUUAAUGGAUUUUGUUAAAGGCGGAAAGAAGUUUGGAGUUUGGAGCCCGAUCCACAUGGAUGUCCUGGAUUAAUUUGAUUUUCUGCUGUUCUACCUAAAGAUUUACAAAGAAAAAAUGUGACUACCUGCACCUUUUUUUUUGUCACCUCUACAUAUGUAUAUAUAGAUAUCUAUAUGUCUAUAUAUACGUGUAUAGUUGUUAUUCUUAAACAGCUUUAAAUCACAAUUCUCCUUGUUGAGAAGAGAAUGGAAGAUUACAUUUUGUCUGCCAGAGGAGUUUAGAAGAAGAGCAUCAAUGGAUUGAGAGAAUCUCAGCUCCAGUGUAAAGUGCCUGAAGCAGAUUGAAAGAUGUGUGAAGGAGUGUGACGGACGGCCAUGGGACUUGAGAGACGGUGGCUUCAGGCUGUCACCACUGCUGUAGCCAUCUGUCUGCUAAGUGUGUCUCAAGGUUUGGCAUCGCUGGUUCGUUCCAGAGAGGGGGGCUCUGCGGAGCUUAGCUGCAGUCUCUCUCCUACAUCCAAAGAAGCCACCACGCCAAACCUUUUUCCAUUACAUGUGGUGGAGUGGGUGAGGCUGGGUUACAACGUCCCCAUCCUCAUCAAAUUUGGAGUGUAUGCUCCUCGUGUUCACCCGAACUAUAAAGGGCGUGUGUCUCUGACCCGGGACGCCUCCCUGCUGGUGGAACGGCUGACCCUGGAGGACGAGGGCUGGUUCGAGUGCCGCAUCCUUCUCCUGGACAGCAAAACAGACGAUUUUCAAAAUGGCACAUGGACCUUUCUCUCCAUCACAGCGCCACCUGUAUUUAUUAAGACACCACCAACUUUUGUGGAGGUUCUGCUCGGAGACUCACUCACUCUGAGCUGUGGAGCCCAUGGGAACCCCCGACCCACCAUUGUCUGGCACAAAGAUGAGAGCCUAAUAGAGAAACACGAAAAAAUAAAAGUGCUCAAUGGAACCUUGUCUUUGGCCUCCGUCACUAGAAAUAUUUCAGGAGUGUAUAAAUGCCAUGUAUCCAACUCCGAGGGGAACCUGACCCACUAUACAGAGCUGCAGGUCCAAGGUCCUCCAAUCAUCCUCAUUUCCCCUGAGGACACCACUCUCAACAUGUCUCAGGAUGCAGUUCUGCAGUGUCAGGCGGAUGCAUACCCUUCAAACCUCACCUACGAGUGGCUCAAACAAGGACAGAAUGUUUAUCAUAUUGAGUCCUUAAAAUCCAGAGUGAAGAUUUUGGUGGAUGGAACACUUCUAAUCCCUAAUCUCAUCCCAGAGGAUGCUGGCAACUACACCUGUAUCCCAACUAAUGGGUUACUGACCCCUCCCUCAGCUUCGGCACAUCUAAAAGUGAAACAUCCUGCGCGUGUUGGCCGAAUGCCUCGGGAAACAUUUUUGCCAGCAGGCAUGGAGGGGGUUAUUAUUUGCCCGGUUCAGGCUGAUCCUCCUGUGCUGUAUGUCAACUGGACCAAAGAUGGAAAGAAUUUGAAUCUUGACAAUUUCCCAGGCUGGAUGGUGAACUCAGAGGGCUCUGUUUUUAUAACAACAGCCAAUGACAACGCUGUAGGAAUGUACACCUGCACAGCCUAUAACAGUUACGGUACCAUGGGCCAGUCUCAGCCCACCAAAGUCACUUUGCAGGACCCACCAUCAUUUCGAGUGCCCCCUCUGCCUGAGUAUCUCCAGGAGGUCGGCCGGGAGUUGAUCAUUACGUGUGAAGCCAUUGGAGACCCUGCUCCUAACAUAACCUGGAGCAAGAUUGGCCCGACUCCUCGUUCGCCAUUCAGCGUGCUGUCUAACGGGUCCCUCCUGCUGCAGCCUCUGAGCAAAGACCACCAUGGAGGCUGGGAGUGCUUGGCCACCAAUCGCGUUGCGACUGUCAGCGCGGGCACUGUGGUCAUGGCGCUGGGCACCAGCCCUCAUGUUGUGUCCGCAGUGACUGUCACAACAGAGAUGAACCAGGCUAACGUGUCGUGGGUCCCGGGCUUUGAUGGUGGAUUCACCCAAAAGUUCACUGUAUGGUUCAAGCAGACGUCCAGAGGGAAACACGAAUGGGCGUCUCUACCCGUGCCAACGUCCAAAGAUUACCUGUUGGUGACUGGGCUGCUUGCUGGCACUGGUUAUCAGUUCAGUGUCUUGCCUCAGAAUAAACUUGGAUCAGGACCUUUCAGUGAAAUUGUAUCCGUGCGAACCAAAGCUGUGCCAACAGAGGCCCCCUCGGCGGUCACCACCCUGUCGAACCUGGAUCCUCCCCUGCUCCUGUCAGCAAACCGGACUCGUCAGGGGGUUUUCCUCCAGUGGUUGCCUCCAGAGGCUCCGCUGUCUCCACUCACAGGCUUCAUGCUGCAGGCCCGCAGGGACCAGGGCCAGUGGGUCAUCCUCAGCAGCAACAUCAGCGCCAACCAGAGUGAGCUUCUGGUGCAAGGACUGCUCCGGGACUGUGUUUAUGAUUUGCGGCUGAUGUCUCGCAGUAACAAAGUGCUCAGUGAACCCAGUGAGGCUGUGAGUGUGUCCACUGCAGGGCUGGAGAUUUACCCCCUGCGCCCAAGCUUCUUGGAGGUCAUCCCUGAACCGCUGUUGGCUGGUGUGUUGGGGGGGGUGUGCUUCCUCUUUCUGGCCAUCAUCCUCGCGUUGGUGACAGCGUGCUACAUGAGUCACAGGAGACAGCGUCGACGCAGAAAGAAAAGACAAGACCUGCCAGCUGCUUUCCAGAAAAGCCCACCUCAAGAAGCUCGCUCACCUCCUCGCAGCCCAGACAGUGUCCUCAAGUGGAAGCUCUGUCCACCUCUUCCUUUCUUUCCAAAUCCCACGGGUUCACAGUCCAACCGGUCCACCUUUGACAAAGGCAGCCGCGGGGAAUACCACGACCAGCGGAAACAACUUUUGUCCAACGCAUCUCCACCACCGCAUUACACACUCUUUGAGAGCCAUCUUGGCUCUCAGGCUCCCUCACCAACUGCUCUGGAGUCCAUUUCCAGAGGCCCAGAUGGACGUUUCAUUGUCCAGCCGCUGCCGGAGGGUUCGAGUCCCUCCGGUAAAAAACGCUCUAACGACGCUCUGCAGAUUAACGGUGGAAUGAGCGGCUCUGGGAGCAACCGGACAUCUUACCGGGACUCGCCGAAGUCCAGCGUUUUGAGCUCAGACAAAGAGGAGAGGAAGGAAUCUCCUCUGACUGUGGACAUACCAGAGCUGAGCAGGCCUCCUCUCUCCCCAGGGAGAGUGCGGGCCAUGGCCAGAAACUUCUCCCGCCACGGGUGCUUUUAUUCUGACGACGAACAAGGCUCCGAGACCCUUCUGGAAAGAGCCAGCUUUUGUUCGGAUAACAGCGAGACAAAAAACAGAGAUUCUUUGAGGCGGCAUCGCAUGCUGGGGAACGCUGAGGACCUGUUCCCCAGCUUGGGGAGAAAAGCAAAACGUCUGGACAGGGACAGACUGGACCUUUUAGGCUACCAGCCCAUGGAGAGCCACUUGACUGAUGACAGCACAAUGGUCUCGCAGCUCGAGAGCGAACAGGAGAGGGACAGCGUAAACAAGUGUGUCCAGCUGGCAAAAGAGAGAGAAGAAAUCGAGAGGGAGUUAAAAAGUUAUGCGGCAGAUCAAAGACUGCGCGGCCGAGGAAGAGAAGAGCAGCGGGCUGAUAAAGGAGAGGGCUCUCAAAGGGACCCUCUCAAGUCAGAGGAAGAGACUGUGUGGAAGCUGCAAGAUGUUACUGUGAGACAGAAAAGCAGGUCCUCGGGGGUCACCAGCCGGGUGUCGGACUACAGGAAGGCAUGUUACUUUGGCAGCACCAGCAGCCCCCUGGACCGGCGCCCUGCCAGCCACAUACAGUGGGACAUCAGCCCCGUGACGUCUGCCACCAGCCUUAUAGCAGUCCAGAGCCCUCGCCAGACCACCUCACCGGUCUCACAGCAUGGCCGCACAUGUGCAGAGACUGCAGAUGAUUCCACUCUGGAUUCACCACGCUCUCCAGUCACACAGAACACCUCCCUGCCUAUGCUCUCCCCCGAUGUCACCUCUGAAACCCCUGUCCCGUGUUUCGAAACGUCGGGGGGAGCCCGGCCUGACACGCGCACAGAGUCCAGCGCUGAGCAGAGCUUAAGGGGCCAGAUGGACGACGGAGGCGCUCCAGGAUCUGCGUCUGCUUCACACCAUCAGAGGGGGAGAGUCGCAGAGGCGGCCUACGCACCCGCAAGGGAUCCCAGUCCCUCCAGUUAUUCAACCUUACCCUAUGGACGUCAUGAGGUUGGAGCAAAGGCCAAAGACCGAGACGCCCCGGGUCGCAAUGAGCAAAGGAGCCUCACGCUUUACUCUGAAAUGGAGAGAGAGGGCAUCCGAGCACGCUCCAGGACGAGCGACAGAUGUCUGUACCCGGACAGUCCUAGCCCGGUCCCCACGUUAACCCUGGUUGAAGAGGUCGAGAGUGACCAGUCACAGGUUUCUGUGCCCAGGAUUUCAGACUCCUUUAAGACCAAGCCUGCUGCCCCAUCUCCCAAAAUGUCCCCGCUCCAGACAAGUGCAAUUCUGGAGUACCUGAGCCUCCCAGGCUUCAUUGAAAUGAGCGUGGAUGAGCCUGGGGAAGAAGCUGAAGUCUCGGCUACAUCUGGGGAAAGAUCAGAGCUGAGGCCAGACAAACCUGUAGUUGCUAAGCCUGAUGUCGUUCCACAAAACUGGGAAGUCCACGUUCAGGACGUCCCUGAAACUCAGUCAAGUCGAGAACAGGCUGAAUCCGACGGCAGUAAAAAGCAAGGCAGCAGACGUGGGCCCCACUCGCAGACCAGAGUCAGAUUCCCCGAUGACUCAAGGCCAUCCUCCCCCGCCCCAGAGAAAACCUGCAAGCAGCUCUACGACGAGAAAACUAAGAUACGAGCUUGGAGUAGCAGCGGGGACCGGCCAGAGUCCAGACCUGGAUACAGGUCAGCACACACGUUGUUCAGGGCAGCUAAAGACAUGGCGGAUAUAGUGUCCAAACACUCGCAGAGUUUAGCAGACAGCGGCGAGUCCUUCUCAGAGCAGGCCCAAAGACGAGCGCUUCAGGGAAGCCGGACGAACAACAUCGUGUCCCGGAUAAGUCAGGCCCCCGUGCCCUUUCUCAAGAAGUCCUUCAGCAUGGGCCCCUGCCGGACCCUGUCCGGUGUGGGGCAGCCUCGCCCUUUCCUGAAAAAAUCCAUCAGCCUGGGCUCACAGAGGUGGGAGCACUUUGAGAGCCCCAGGACUUAUAUUUCUGAGAGGUGCUACUGGGACGAGUUCUCCGGCCCGGACGUCAGGGUGAAGUCCUACAGCUUAGGCCGCACGCCGGCCUCCCUCCCCAGGCCGGGCCCGUCCUGGAGGGAGUACGUUCCAUUCAGGCGUCCCAGUAUGGGCAGCUUGGAGAGGCCUCAUCAUCCACAGAGAUGUUUGGCGAGUCCCUCCUACCUCUCUCCCUCUAUGUACCCACCAAGACAGACCUCAGUCUCUCCUGCCAUGGAGCCCUCGGAUCCACGCCGGCAAGCCGCCGUUUUCCCCGAGCCGUCCCGGUGGUCCCCCUCCUACCAUGAGCCCCUGAGGUCCAGCCAGUAUCAGUACGUGCCCCUGCCCGCUUCCAUCCCUGUCCCUCACUACCAGCACUGGCACAGCUCCAGAGGGGAAGGACCGAGGCCUGUGGACCCCAGGAAAGGCCCCCCAAGGUCCUACCUGCCCAGGGGCACCAGCUGGCCCUCUCCCUACUACCCGGCCUUCCCGCCGCGAGAAGCAGAAAGCUGCAGGGAGCAGGACAGAGCGGCGUACAGGGGCGGGGAGGGCGAGGGCCGGGAGGCGGGGAGGGCCAGCUACGCCAGCCAGAGCAGCGGGCGGGGCAGCGCCGGCCUCUUCCGCCAGUCCCUGUCCAUCACCCCCACGCUGCUCAGCUCCCCCGAAACCACGGAGGAGCACCAGCGCUACCGGGCCGACGCAGAGCCGCCCCACAGGAGAGUGAAAAGAAGGAACACGUCAGUAGAUGAGAGUUAUGAGUGGGACUCUGCUGACGCCUGUGUGGACCCGGAGGUCCUGGAGGCCACGCAGUUUGAUCAGUCACAGACGGGUUUUCGGAGCGGCAGGGGGGAGGGCAGAUCUGAUCAAACUAGCGGCCUCCAGGACCGGCACCAGAAGGGCCCGCCCCCCCCAGUCAGCCCGCCAGUUUCCAACCCUCCUCGCUGCAAGUACAGCCGCUCGCUAAGUGAGGCGCGCUUCAACGCCCUGCGGCUGGAGUACCAGGAGUACAGGCGGGCGCAGGAGUCCGUCUGUUCCCCCGAACUCGGUGCCUCUCCCUCCGAUACCAAACAGCAUUUAUCUCUGAGCAGAUGA